Molecule: messenger RNA, 420 nt
Organism: Gongylonema pulchrum
Lineage: Eukaryota; Metazoa; Nematoda; Chromadorea; Rhabditida; Gongylonematidae
Source: the annotation of a GenBank genome assembly
AUGGCAUAUGUUCACUUGCAAUACGAUGCACCGAGGAGCAGUGUGGGUGCUGUUGACGAGACGCAUGCACAUGGCCAUCCGGCACCUCCAGAGAGGUUUUCGAUGAACUGGAAGUGCCAUAUGGUGAUGCGUCAUCAGGAAUUCAGCCUGGAUGAUUGCUUACUAUCGCUUGGCUCACAAAAUCUGUUCAUAUUUCUGUUCGCACAGGCUAUCGAUAAGCAGCACGAUGGCAAUGUACAGGCCCUUGCAUUGCGCGUUCUACUUCAGUUCCUUGGCCGAAUCACGCCGUCCAUGUGGGUUGAUUCGUUAACGAAUAUUUAUCGCUGUAUAGCACGAUGCCUAUCUUCACCGCUUGCCCAGCUUGAUGAUCGGAUGCUUCAAGUAUGUCCCCUCACUUUUCAGGCUGAUUUUUUUGUUUAA